AUGUCGAAAGGCCACCUGAGCAAUGAUGAUUUCUUCCAAAAGCUGUCCCAACUAUUCGAAUCCUCCACCCACGGCUCCAUAUACCUAAGUCAAAAACGCAUGGUAUACGGCGAAAAUGUCAAUACAGGAACACCGGAGUCCACGCCCGGCCAGCCAUUCCCCGACCUCAGCCCUUCGCAGCCUUUGCCCCUCAUAGUCCGGGCCUCGAACGGGAAGUCCAAGGAGAAGAGGGAUAAGAAGGUUAAGCUUUCUACCAUUGUGGAGGCCGAUGCACUAGAGGGCUUCUUUGCUAAAUAUGCGGAUGUAUGCAAGACGUCGAUGAGCGGGCUGAAGAAGAGAGACCGGAGUAAGCAGAAGGAGAAGUUGAAGGCCAAGAAGCGGAAACAAGGUGGCGGCGCUGCUGCUGGGACAGUUGAGGUAAAGAAGUCAUGA
Messenger RNA from Lachnellula hyalina, 432 nucleotides. RefSeq lists its product as uncharacterized. NCBI's taxonomy places the organism in Eukaryota, Fungi, Ascomycota, Leotiomycetes, Helotiales, Lachnaceae. Bases 1 to 432 code for a protein of 143 amino acids. Gene Ontology annotation, biological process: SRP-dependent cotranslational protein targeting to membrane. The transcript has 3 exons. The record is from RefSeq and is a predicted model, not a curated record. Gene Ontology annotation, molecular function: endoplasmic reticulum signal sequence receptor activity; 7S RNA binding. Gene Ontology annotation, cellular component: signal recognition particle, endoplasmic reticulum targeting.